AUGGCACAGACGCAACAAGGCCGGCUGGCAGCCCUUGUGCCUGACGAUCUGGACAACGAUACCGACUCUUCUCUUGGCGAGGACAUUCUUUCGUCCACCACAAGCAUCUCCAGUUCGAUCCUCGACUAUCGCCGCGAAAAUGGCAGGACCUAUCAUGCAUACAAAGACGGGAAAUAUGUCCUUCCCAAUGACGAGGCAGAGAAUGAAAGAUUAGACCUCCAGCACAAUCUUUUUCUUCUUACUCUGGACGACAAGCUCGGUCUAGCUCCUCCGAAUGAACCUGAUUCCAAGGCCAAACACAUUUUGGACAUUGGAACUGGUACUGGAAUCUGGGCUAUUGAUUACGCUGAUGAACACCCAGAGGCACAGGUGGUCGGCGUUGAUCUAUCUCCUAUACAACCAGCCUUCGUGCCCCCGAACCUGACAUUCAUGAUUGAGGAUAUUGAAGACGAAUGGAACUACUCUCAGUCGUUUGAUUAUAUUCAUAGUCGGUUCAUGUCAUCAGCACUCGCAAGCUGGACCGACUUUCUCACCAAAUGCUACAAGUACGUUUCGGCUCUCACAUAUCAGUGCCGUGCUGACCUUUGCAGAAACCUCGCACCGGGUGGCUACAUGGAGAUUCAAGAAGCCGACCUGAAUCUCCAAUCCAACGAUGGUACUCUCAAGCCCGAUAACGUGAUGCUCAAAUCCCUCCGUCUCUUAACAGAAGCGUCGGUCAAGUUCGGUCGUCCGUACCAAGACAUUCCACCCCUCGCAGAUAUCAUGAAAGAAGUUGGCUUCGUCGAUGUUGUUGUCAAGCAGUUCAAGUGGCCUAUCAAUGGAUGGCCCAAGGACAAGAAGGACAAGCUAUUGGGAGAGUGGUCCUUAAUCAACAUGGCUAGCGGUCUCGAAGCGUUUACCAUGGCACCGCUGACGCGAGCUCAUGGCUGGACACCUGAGGAAACAAUGAUCACCAAUAAAUUGAACAAAGUCGCUAUUUUUGGUGCCUCUGGCAACUUUGGCGCCCCCAUCACAACUGCCCUCGCAAAGGCUGGCUUCGACGUCACCAUUGUCACGCGAGCUGAAUCCAAAUCUACAUUCCCAGAAGAAAUUCCCGUUAUUCGAACGGAGUACACUUAUGAUGCUCUUAUCAUGGCUUUGUCUGGCCAGGACGCAGCGGUAUGUGCUGUCGGACCAGCAGGCAUUCUCUCACAAGGCACCAUGAUCGACGCCGCUGAAGCCGCUGGCGUCAAACGCUUCAUAGUGGCUGACUUUGGCUGGGGUCCCAACUUUACCAGCUUUCCCGAGUUUGACGCUGUCAGAGCUCAACGAGCUGUUGGCUUCGAGCAUGCAAGGAAUCACGCAGCUGCAAACCCAAAUUUCACGUGGACCAGUAUCGCAAUAGGAAAUCCUAUUGAUUGGGCCUUGAAGCGCUUUCCAAUCAUGGGUUUUGAUAUCAAGAAUCAAUCAGCCAUCAUCUAUGACCAAGGCAAAGAGUACUUUACUGGAACAACACUUCAAGGUAUUGGAAAAUCUGUGGUUGGUGUUUUGCAAAAUCCAGCUGAGACAGCAAACCGUACUGUCAAAGUCGUGUCUAUCAAGACGUGUCAGAAUGAAUUAUUGGAAGCCUUUCAGAAUAAGACGGGAAGUCAGUGGGAGAUGCAGAGACGAACUACGCGUGAGCUCAUCGAAGGAGCGCGGGAUAAAAAGGAGAAUGGUGUUGGAGGAUGGAUUCUUGAUUUGGCUGUUGCACAAUUGUACGAUGACGGAAAGGCUCGCUGUCUUGUUGCGCCAUCGUGGGAGGAAUCUGAUUCUGGUUUGCUUGGUGUCAACGAGGAGACUGCUGAGAGCCUUGUUAAUUCGGCUGUAGCUAGUGUGUAG
Messenger RNA from Fusarium pseudograminearum CS3096, 1860 nucleotides. RefSeq lists its product as uncharacterized. Bases 1 to 1860 code for a protein of 619 amino acids. The transcript is spliced from 8 exons. Gene Ontology annotation, molecular function: oxidoreductase activity. The record is from RefSeq and is a predicted model, not a curated record. Lineage: Eukaryota; Fungi; Ascomycota; Sordariomycetes; Hypocreales; Nectriaceae.